AUGGAAGAAGUUGACAGAAUUUUAAUCCAAAGUUUACGUGAUAUUGGAUGUCAAAUAGAUGAUGCACUUCAAAAUGUCGGUGAAUUCGAUGUUAGCACCCUGUUUGCCUGUGUUUCACAAUGUCUUCAGCUGAUAACUGGAAACAAAGAGUUGCCUACUCGUUUGCCGGCAAAUAUUUCUACGCGAUUUAAAAUUUGUGGCGAACUAGCUCAACUCUGUCAGUCUAAUGGUUACAAGGGUGAUAUUGGUUAUCAGACAUUUCUGAGUAUCAAUGAACAUGAAACGAGAAAACUACUUAACUUUCUAAUUGAAAAAGUGCCCAGAGAAGUGGCAGUGACUAUAGCAUCGACCACACUCGAUCCUUGGGAUGCUCUUGAUCGUGUUAUAUCAAAUAGAAUUACAACUCAAUUGACAGAUUCAACAUGGAUAGCACAUGAUCUUGUUCUCGAUCUUUGCCACGUUCCAUUUUUCCAUCCAGCUGCUGCAUUUGCUCAUAAAUCGGGUUUUACACCAACGAAUUGCUCUAAAAUCUCUCAUCUUCAUGUUCCGCCACGCAAUGGCAAAACUAAACUAUCAGCAGAUUCCAGUGCAUAUGUUUUUGAUCAAGUCGAUAUUCGCAAUUUAGCUGACUCAUUAAUGUACGAAAAUCAAGUUUUGUGUUGGAUGGAAAAACAACGUGAAUCGAGUUACUUAAUACCCGGUCAAGUAAUCAAACAAGUGUUCUCCAAAGAACUUUGCAAACAAAUCGAAGACGGUGAUACAAUUGGAGCGAAGUAUGAAUAUUCCUAUCAUAAUGAGGCGAAGAAGAAAAGUGAUGAUUCCUUGUUGACACGAUCACGUUUUAUGCAUACCAACGCGCAUGAUCAACAAGAAAAUGGUACUGAGGACAAUUCCAAGCGAACUGUUGAUCAUACAGAAGAACUGGAAACAUUGAAGGGUUCGAUUAACGAAAACGAAGAACUUAUCCGGCAGCUUGAAGCGCAGUUACAAAAAUUAGAAGGAAGUAUCAAGAAAUACGAAAAAUUCUCCGAUGAAACUAAUGCAGAAAUUGAUACGAUCAACAAAGGUUUAACAGUAAAGAAACAAGCAGCCACUUAUUUGCUAGCAAUCGAUCCAGAAACGGGACGUUUACAAAAAGCGAUUGAUAAACUAAAAACGAAAUUGAGUACACUGGAAAGCCAAUGGGCUGAUGCGCGUGCUGGUCUUGUCGAACAACGUGAUAAACUGCUUCAAGCACUGAAUGAUCGUUCGGCGAAAAUGAAUGAAAAAUUAGCACAAAUCAAUGAAAUGAAAGGCAAAGGACGAGCACUAAUGAGCGACAUCAAAGAAAAAGACGAACAAUUAAGUCAACUUCAACGGGAUUAUGAAGCACACAAGGCAUCCGUGUCGAAAAACGAUCAUUCGCGAUCGUUUUUCACAAAGCAAAUCUUGGAAAUUGUUGCAAACACUAAUAAACAAAAAGAAGAAAUUAAUAAAACAAUCAUCGAAACACGAAUCCUACAAAAAGAUAUGAAUCGAUUGACAGAAAAACUCGAACGAACAUUUCAAGUCGCCGAUAGUCAACUGUUCAAAGACGCAAAGACAGAUGAAUGUGCGCGCCGAUCGUAUAAGAUGUUAGUGGAUUUCCAUUCGAAUUGUGAUGUGAUCUAUAAAAUCGUGGAAGACAUUGGCGUUAUCAUUCGAGAAAUUCGUGAACUAGAAGAUCAGAUCGAAGUCGAAUCACAAAAGAAUAUGACGGCGAACUUAGAAAAAUUGAUUGGAGAGUAUAAAAAGAUUCGCGAUGAAAACAAGGCGCUGAAAGGAGGGAAAAAAUGA
Adineta ricciae is the source of this 1815-nucleotide messenger RNA. Lineage: Eukaryota; Metazoa; Rotifera; Eurotatoria; Adinetida; Adinetidae. The record is from the annotation of a GenBank genome assembly.